AUGGCGGACAAGGAGCCCGUCGUGGAGCGCCCCGUCGCGGAGGAGGAAGGCGAGGACUCCGCCGCCGCGGCCGCCGCCGGCGAGGAGGAGGACACCGGUGCCCAGGUCGCCCCCAUCGUGCGGCUCGAGGAGAUCGCCGUCACCACCGGCGAGGAGGACGAGGACUCUCUCCUCGACAUGAAGGCGAAGCUAUACAGGUUCGACAAGGACGGGAACCAGUGGAAGGAGAGGGGCACGGGCACCGUCAAGCUGCUCAAGCAUAAGGAGAACGGCAAGGUCCGCCUUGUUAUGCGCCAGGCCAAGACGCUUAAGAUCUGCGCCAACCACCUAGUGAUCUCGACCACGAAGAUGCAGGAACACGCCGGCAGCGACAAGUCCUGUGUCUGGCACGCGGCAGACUUUGCUGACGGAGAGCUUAAGGAUGAGAUGUUUGCCAUCCGGUUUGGCACCGUGGAGAGAGAUUGCAAGAAGUUUAAGGACUUGGUUGACGAGAUCGCUGAGUCGCUUGCAAAGAAUGAGGGCGGUGAAAGCGAAGAAGGUUCUUCUGCGGCUGGACUGCUGGAGAAACUUAGUGUAAGCGAAAGCAAACCUGAGGAAAGUGCAGCUAAGGAGGAAUCGACUGAUGCUAGCAAGGAGACAGAAACCAAAGCCGCAACAGCCCCCUCAGAGUAG
Molecule: messenger RNA, 672 nt
Organism: Triticum turgidum subsp. durum (durum wheat)
Lineage: Eukaryota; Viridiplantae; Streptophyta; Magnoliopsida; Poales; Poaceae
Source: the annotation of a GenBank genome assembly